UCAUUAGUGCGUUAUCAUUGCGAAGCUUAUAUUCAUUAUGAUGUUGCUCGUAAUUUUGGUGUUGUUUGGAAUUUCCGAACGCUACUACUGCGCACCAUUUUAUAUCGAUCCUGAUACCAUUAUUAAGCCGGAGCAUGUCCAACGGGACGAUUUAGAGCGAGGUGACGAAGUUACAGCUCCAGUAGAUCCCAGGCCACCACCAGAAAUUUCGGAUCAGGAAGCACAGGAAGUCCUUAAUGAGAUCGGAUUUCUGGAUGGGAUGAACUCUUCUUACGACGUUCUAACUAGAUUGGAUCAUACUAAGGACGAUGCGGUGGCUACUGCACUGAGAAAGUUUCAGCGGCGUUAUCAGCUGCCUGAAUCCGGACUACUAGAUGACGACACCAAGCGUCUCCUAGCCGCCCCGCGUUGUGGACUCGCUGAGUUGAACACAGUGCAAGAUAGGUGGACGAAACAGUUGCUAACGUACAGGAUUAGAAGCUUUCCCAAGAGCUUUGAACCAGCAAUAGCAAGGCAGCUGAUCAGAUCAGCGUUCGAACAGUGGAGUAAGCAUACCAAUUUGAAUAUUGUUGAAGUUUCGGGAACGACUGCUGAUAUCUAUGUAAGUGAUGAGCCAGCAGUACAUCGUGAUCGCCUGGGGCAAGAGUGUAUCUUUCAGCGGAACACCACGCUGGCGCAUGCUUUCUUUCCGGAGGUCGGUGAUAUUCACUAUAACCGCGAUCGCAGUUACUCGGAGGAAGAAUUUCUCAGUGCCUCUAUGCACGAGAUUGGUCAUUCGUUGGGUUUAGAUCAUACCACUUCCAGGUCGUCAAUUAUGUUUCCGAUGCACAUUAGAUACCACACGGAAAUUCCUGAGGAGGAUCGUGAAGCACUGCAAGCCUUGUAUGGAGUUCGGCGGAUUUUCAAACAAGGUGUUCCUUUCGCUACCGCGAAAAAAACUCCAUCGCUUUGCUCACUAAACAAAAUCGAUACCAUUCUGAACGAUCAUACCGGCCAGACGUUCAUUUUCGCGGGAGAACACUACUUCGCUUUGGGUGAGCGAAAUCCCGAGGGACGUUUAAUAUCAUCCAAGUGGCCGAGGCUUCCGGCAAACAUCGACGCAGCGUUUACCUGUCGAAAUAAGAAAACAUUUUUCUUCAAGGGUAGUAAGCUGUGGGUUUACGCUGAUCACCAACUGGAGGCAGGCUAUCCGAAGUUGAUCGCUGACGAGUUGCCCGGAUUGCCGAAUCAUCUGGAUGCGGUGUACGUUACAAAAGGUGGUAGUAUUUUAGCGAUUCGGAAGAAGCAAUACUGGUUCUAUAAUCCCACCAAGCGACCCCAAGUGAGCGCUCAUUUUCCUAGGUUGAUUUAUGACUUUCGGAACAUGCCCACGAAUAUGGAUGCCGCGUUGUUUCACACCGACGGGAUUGUCUAUUUUUUCAAAAAUCGGGAAUAUUUUACGAUGGAUAUGGUGAAUUUUACUGUAAGUGCGGGUAGUCCGCUCAUAGAUAAAUGGUUUAAAUGUUAGGCCGUUAGUUUGAAUGUAUUUUCAGAGACAAAUACAUAGUACAAUUGAUUUUGUUUUUUUGAAAAUAUCGCAACUAAUAUAGUUUGUUGGUUAAACCUAUCC
Messenger RNA from Topomyia yanbarensis, 1609 nucleotides. RefSeq names its product matrix metalloproteinase-19-like. Gene Ontology annotation, biological process: proteolysis. Gene Ontology annotation, molecular function: zinc ion binding; metalloendopeptidase activity. The transcript has 2 exons. The coding region runs from base 38 to 1507 and encodes 489 amino acids. Gene Ontology annotation, cellular component: extracellular matrix. The record is from RefSeq and is a predicted model, not a curated record. Lineage: Eukaryota; Metazoa; Arthropoda; Insecta; Diptera; Culicidae.